AUGCCCUCGUACCCGACAACCUCCAACGGGCUCACCUCCAGCGACGCAAGCGCCUUUUCUUCCACCACAAACUGCAGAGCGUUGAACAUGAUUCCAACAACAAUGAUGAACAGGCCAAACAGCAUGUCGCCGUUGAACGCGGCGGACGAAUCAGACUCUUCCGCAGAGCUCAAAGACCCGCUCAGCCCAACAAUGAACACGCCAAACACAACAACAAACAAACUGAGCCACUCGAGCGUCGUGAUGGUGCGUUUCAGCCAUAGAACAGAAAACAGCCCCACAAACAGAAUGAUCGAGCCUCUCACCAUCUGGUAG
This is a messenger RNA of Ogataea philodendri, 315 nucleotides long. RefSeq lists its product as uncharacterized. The coding region runs from base 1 to 315 and encodes 104 amino acids. The transcript has a single exon. NCBI's taxonomy places the organism in Eukaryota, Fungi, Ascomycota, Pichiomycetes, Pichiales, Pichiaceae. The record is from RefSeq and is a predicted model, not a curated record.